Poecilia reticulata (guppy) is the source of this 5562-nucleotide messenger RNA. It is a transcript of the gene gng13b, whose product is annotated as guanine nucleotide binding protein (G protein), gamma 13b. Lineage: Eukaryota; Metazoa; Chordata; Actinopteri; Cyprinodontiformes; Poeciliidae. Gene Ontology annotation, cellular component: heterotrimeric G-protein complex. Gene Ontology annotation, biological process: phospholipase C-activating G protein-coupled receptor signaling pathway; sensory perception of taste. Gene Ontology annotation, molecular function: G-protein beta-subunit binding. The record is from RefSeq and is a predicted model, not a curated record.
CUCUUUCUCUCUCAACACACACACACAUAACGGACUCUCUCAUAUAGGAGGAUCCCGGUAGAGAGCCGGAGAUUGCACAUCAGAGCGAGCACCGAGGCGCACUACUUCUUUAACUUCCUCCUCCUACACUCACACACACACACCUCAGCAUCAACAGGAACCUACAAACAAAAACGGGCCAGCUCCAGCUUCAUCCUCCUCCAGACACUGACACACUGCCCAUCAUCUGUUUCACUCCGGAAAUCCUGCGGAUUUUUUUAUUUUUUUUUACCUUCAUCUUUCUCUCAGCGGAUCAAUUAAGGCGCACGCACAUUAGGCUGUGCUGCACGGGAAAUUUAAAGCGACGGUGUGUUUUAGUGUGCUUUGUAGUGUGUGUGUGUGUGUGUGUGUGUGUGUGUGUGGGUGCUGCAGUGUUCACCUGCAUCCUUGACUUGGAACGGAGCAACAGCCGCCGCCGGCGCAUCAGUGAGGUAGAACAACCAUAUAUCAAGCUGCAGCCAUGGAUGAGAUGGACCUGCCCCAGAUGAAGAAGGAGGUGGAGAGCCUCAAAUACCAGCUGGCCUUCAAACGAGAGAAAUCCUCCAAAACGGUCACAGAUUUGGUCAAGUGGAUUGAGGACGGCGUUCCCGAGGAUCCCUUUCUAAACCCAGAGCUGAUGAAGAACAACCCAUGGGUGGAGAAAGGCAAAUGCAUCCUCCUCUAGGGAGAAGAAGCAUCCAUCCUCCCAGGACCUCCCGUGUCAACAGUAACCCUACAGAUGACCCCUGAAUCCGACCCGGACUGUGAGGGCAGUGGCCGGACAGCGCCCAAUGUGCCCUCACCAUGAAUGUACUACAGCUGUUACCCCCCACCKCACCCUAGACACAYGCACACACACAACCACAAGGGCACAGAAACACUCACUGACACUCGCACACAUCAUCGCUCUAAACCUUGUCUGACUCUUUCUCUGCAAGUUUAUUCCUGCCAUAGCAAUCUAGCAUUACUAUGAUAUGAGAGCAACAAUCAUUACUUGUACUACACUGGUUUGUAUGAAUAUACUGUUUGAUUAUUUAUUUAUUCUGCUGCCAUUUGCAAUCUUGUUUUUUUUAAGUCCCACUUUAAUGCGUUAGUSAUGUGUAAUACAAUGUUGAAUCACAUUCUCACUGCCAGACUGACUGCAGGUSGAAGAAAUGUAAGACUUUCAUUAUCAUUAAAAACAUCGUCAUAUUUACUUACUUUKAACUAAAAUGAGAGAUUUCCCAAGUAAAGAGGUUAGCAAAAGAAAAAAAAUGAUUAAAACAGAGAAUUCACCAAUAACAAUGCUUAACAGUGAGUAAGUAACUCUUUCAAUACAAACAUUUGCUUUUAUUUGUAAUUGACGUAGACAGACAUAAAAAUACGAACAGCAGAGAAAGACCUUGUAAAUCUUAGCUAAACGUUAUCUGUUAGCAAACAGUUCAAUUUAGGUCCAAUCCAUGCUAACAAAAUAGUUUGCAGAAUGGAGCAUGCAAAUGGACAUGUUGAAUGACCCUUUUCAAAGUUUGGAAUAAAAAAGUCUGAUUUGAGUAUACUUGAUGAUGAAGUAGCCCAGUUYGUGCAGAUUGCUUUCCAAGCAAGACCAACAAAUCAGCCAUUAUCAUGGGUUUUUGCUUCAGUUUUUUCUCCCUCUGCCACCAUAAAAUUCAACUGCAAGCUAGAAAUUGAAACCAUGAGCUGUCUGUAUGCUAGCCSUACGUUAGRCGUAAUGUUAGUCCUUUAAAAUAAUUGACUCCUCCUAGYAUGGCAUUGGUAAUUAAACUUUUCACUAGAUUUGUAAAAUUUGUUUGGUUAAUUGUUUUUGAGAAACUCUUGUUUUCUUUCCAGACUGAUGGAUGUUAGCAACAUUAUGUUUUGCUUUUUGAGUUCUUUUAGCYUAAUUUGUGUUGUCAGAAAGGCACUACUGAAGUGAUUUCUUAAUGCUACAGAUCUGGCAGUCAUCACGCCUAGAGCUGAAAUGAAGAAAAAAAUAUCUAYUUCAAAAAAUAUCCGUAGAGGUGUAGUUUGAGUUUCAGUAUAAAAGCUAACUUGAUAAUUUAUUAGCUGUCCAGUCCUUAUAAAAUGUAACAGCGAAGCAUACUGAAAUACAACAAAAUGUCUCUGGGUUUAACUCUGCUAGCAUAUUAGCAAAGUUAGCGUAGCAUAAACGUGAAAGUCAUGAAGUACAGCUUUUUUAAACAACAAAAAAGAAUGAACUUUUGGACAAGUGAAAUACAAUAAAAAUUUAAAAAGCACCCCUCACAAAUUGUAAAAAGAAGUUUUGUUAUAGCAUUAUAUUUAGACACCUCACACUAUAACUGUAGCCCCCUUGCUGCAGCACUCACAGUAACAUAGUUUUUUUCUGGUCACCAAAUUAUGAAAACACAAGAGCAAAAUGAGUCAAAAUGACUGGAUCUACAAUAGCUGCCUGGACUGGGGCAGAGGGUGAUUAAUCUGCUGCUUUAUACAGGGGCUACAAAACAUUUUUACAAUUAGUUAGGCUGCCCAAAAUGUAUUUCAUAAACAUAAUGAAAACAUUUGUCGUAGGUGAAGAUAUCAUAUAGAAACACAGCAAUCAAUGUAAGUGUAGCUAGCAGCCUGCUGCUURCUAAGUGUGCUGCUACAGGUCCAAGUAGCUAAUGUUUUCCUGUGGUGUAAAAAUCUGACUUUUGCCCUAUGAGACUGACAAGAAAUCUCUUAAACAACCACUUUAGUUGUAACACUCUCCUACUGAAUGUGGCUACUACAGCUGAUUGAAGAAUACCUCCGUGAGUAUACUUAGCAAAGUUUGUGCAGACUACGCUAGCACCCAAGCUGCUUCCAAAACUAGCUUCCUGUUAUGUAUGACUGCUGCCCUUUUCAGAUUAAAAAAAGCUUCAUUUCAAGGACAAUCAUGAUAUUGUGAUUUAGCUUGAAUGUCAUGACGCCGGUAGUUCUCCAAGCGUAGUCAUAGCAAAGUGAAACUCUGGGUCUCUGGGGCGGGUUUAGGUUUCUGCUUCCUCUCAUCCUGAACCGCAGCCCCUAAAGACCACGCACAACCGUGGAGACCAACACAAGAAACCUUUCACACGCAUCCCUCCUCACAUGUAUAGACGGACCCCUUUAACUUAUUAACUUAUUUAUUUAUUUAUUGAAGAGAACUUUCCUUAACCUUGAGCUUUUUUAUAUAGUUGCAACCUUUCCUCUUUCUGUCCUCCUAAAAAAAAAAAACGAAUAAAAAAAUAAAAGAAAAUCACAACAAAAAAAAGCUUCACCUUGCCAGAUCACCAUCUACUACUGCCUUGUACACAGUUUCCUUAAAACGAGAAUGUAAAUAUGUGGCAUGAGGUUCCGACAUCACUGCUGACCUCAGAGGUGGCCUGUGAGUGCAUGUGACUGCAAUCUUAUGUUUAUGUGUGCAUACUUUCAGAAACAAAUCUGGGCAAGAGGCUCCCAUGUGGGCUGCGAAGCGCAAAUGCAGCUGCAUCGCACACGCGCGCACACGCAUGGGAGGCAGAACAGAUCWGCAAMAACACACACUCACACACACAAACACAAAUGCACGCUACUCAGUGAGAAUGUGUACCAAGGGAGGCUUGGCAAGGMCAACGGAGUCUGGACGCGACUUGGGACAGCAGAGCUUCACAUCUUCUAUGUACUGUAGUAAAUCAGAUUCAGUUUGUGUUUCAGCGGCUGCUCCUGGGAGUUUUAAUCUACUUCCAAAUCAGUUUGAAUUAUAUUUUAACUUUUUUUUCUUUUUUUUUUUGCUAUCAUCAAGAGUUCCUAAGUAAGUUUAAUCUACCCAUGGGCUGUGAAAACAUGUUUUACAGACCAAAAAAUUGUUAGCCAUAACAACAAAACUUUAAAAAUAACCAGUUGUGUUCAAAGUGACAGGCCUACACAAUGCAAGCAAGGUCAAAACAUAAAGAAAAAAAAUGCUAUAUUUGUUAUUCUACAAAAAGUAUCAGAAAAGAUAUGUUUAAGUACUCCAAGGAAUUUUCUCUCCUGUAAAACGACCUCUUGACGCAAACUGACUCAUGGUCCCUAUGCAAUAAAUGGGCCAGCAUCGUAAUAUGAGUAACAUUUCCAUACCACGACAACACCAUACCGCGUUUCCAUCAAUGUUAUUUUUUUAAUUCUCAUUUUAAAAUAUCUUAAACAGCAAAAUUCAAAAUAACUUACUCAAUUUCACAAAAAAAUGUUUUUACACUUGCUUGAGGCGUUUUUUUUUUAGCUUUUUCAAAAAAAAGAGACAAUGCGCUGAAGGGAAGACAGAAGAACAUUUGCUGAUCCGUUCUGAUGUAGCGAACUUUUACCUCACUUGACUGAUCAUUUGUUUCUGCUGUCGGCGUUUGCAGUUAUUUCUCCAGACAUCAUGUAACAUCGCAGAUACCAGGUGACAAGACAGAACAUUUAGCAACACAUUCCUGAAAACCUCUCUCUAUUUUUCUGGGACGUGUGGUCCAUGCUAGUUCACAACCUCUACUUCCUCUUUACUACAACCAUGUGUAGCGUUAAUAUCUAACAAAGUCACGUUUUGGGUAGCCUGGUUGAUUCGCUUCAAACCAAUAGUAAUAAAAACGCCUAUUUUACUUUUUUGGGUUUUUUUUGCGACAUUUUAAAAAGUUCGCUCAAAAUUCACAUGAUAAUUGAACGGAAACAUAGCUACUGUCUGUACCUCCUAAACUCAAAUAGACUAACUUUGCGUGGGCCUUUGUAAUCUUUUAAACACAUAAUUUUUUUCAACAGUGAUAUUUGUUUCUUCAUCUUUACAUAAAUGCUGCCUCUUUGAUGCCAUGUCAAUAGUUGAACUCCACACAGCUUCAAAMGGACCGCUUUCAGUGAUUCUAUUGCACUGAGCCAGCAGACUGGCUGUUGGGUCUCUUGGUUUCUACUACUAUACCACAGCUGCUAGUAAACUAUUCGUAAUGUGUAACAGUUUGUGAAUCAGUAGUCCAGUGAAAGCAGUCAUUGGACUAGUGAUUGGAGUAGAAGUGUUGUUACUUUGAACACAACUGAAUCCACAAAAUGACAUCUCAACAAAGAUCUAGAACAAUGUUCCUACUAUGGAAGAGCUUCCAUUGACUUUCAAUUUGCUUCUGGGCUUCAGGGUUGUAGCCUUUGUACCGUCCACAAGAGUCCUACUGAUUAUGGUCUUCAAUUCUGUAAUUUAAAAUAACUUUAAYAUUGAAAGGACUGAAACGUGCUCAGUCCUAAGGGGAUCACAUGGAAAAGCACUAAAUUGUCUGGACUAAACCGACAAAAGACGUACAUGAGAGGACUCCUGCCUCUGCCUGUCCCUUGUCUGUUUCACGUCCUGCUUCUGUAGCUUUWCUUGUUUGGUUUGUUUUUCGAAGAUCUGAACUUGGAUGUGGAUGUCUACUAUUAUAACAUUACGACUGUAUAAGACCUUGUCUAGAUAUUUAGCAACAUAUUCUAUGUGGGAGUGCUUUGGAAAAAUUAUGCAUCAGAUCAAAAAGUCCUAGUAUAAGAAUGACAAUGAGCAAUAAAUUAUAGACCGUUUUUUUAUUGAAUGUUUUACAAAAACAUUUACCUUACUGAAUAAAGUAGAAGAUUUUUAGACAA